AUGGAUAUCGCGCUACUACUUUUUGUGAGUGCUACUAUUUUUGGCCUCAGUCAUAACGCUGAAGGGAGUCCAUUCUCUUUCAGAGAAGCUGCUGUGCGUGAUAUUAGGGUUGCCUUGGACCAUAACAGACUCACUUCUCGGGAAUUGGCCGAAUUCUACCUCAAACAGAUUCGAGGACUAAAUCCAGUUCUUAAUGCAGUCAUAGAAGUGAAUCCGGAUGCUCUUUGUUUGGCCGACAAGGCAGACCGGGAUCGAAGAGCUAAGAAACCAGGCUCCGUAACAGGACUGGCUGGUAUCCCAAUUCUGCUCAAGGACAACAUUGCAACCAAGGACAAGCUUAACACAACAGCUGGAUCUUGUGCACUUCUAAGAUCAGUUGUACCUCAGGAUGCAGGGGUGGUCAAGAAGCUAAGGAGGGCUGGUGCAAUCAUAUUAGGAAAGGCUAGCAUGACAGAGUGGGCUGCUUACAGGUCACCCGGUGUGCCUAAUGGCUGGAAUGCUAGACGUGGCCAAGGUGUGAAUCCGUAUCAUAAAUAUGCUACUUCAUGUGGAUCAAGCACCAGUUCUGCAACAUCAGUAGCAGCAAACAUGGUUGCAGUUACACUGGGUACAGAAACAUCUGGAUCCAUUUUAUGCCCUUCCAGUGUUAAUUCGGUGGUGGGAAUCAAACCAACUGUAGGGCUCACAAGUCGAGCUGGUGUUGUCCCUAUUUCACCUCGACAGGACAGUGUUGGGCCGAUAUGCAGGACUGUGUCGGAUGCAGUGUAUGUUCUUGAUGCCAUUGUUGGUUUUGAUCCUGAUGAUGCAGUAGCAACCAAAAAAGCUUCAAAGUAUAUUCCUCGUGGAGGUUAUUUGCAAUUUCUCAAGUCUGAUGGACUUAAGGGAAAGAGAUUGGGGAUUCUACGGUGCUCCUUUGUGGGAUUCAGCAACUCCUCUGAAGCAUUGAAUGCUUUUGAACCUCACUUCCACAUUCUGAGGCAACGAGGUGCAGUAUUAGUAGACAUCACAGAAACAGCCAGAUUUGACUCUAUUGUAAGUUCAAUGUUCAAUGACCAAUUCACCGCCAUGAGGGUGGAAUUCAAGCUGGCACUGAAUGCUUAUCUACAGCAGUUGAUCACCUCUCCUGUGCGAUCCCUAGCUGAUGUAAUAGUCUUCAACAAGAAGCACACAAAAUUGGAAAAGAUUGAAGAGUACGGGCAAGACAACUUUGAGGAAGCAGAGAAAACCAACGGUAUUGGCAGAGUGGAAAGGGAACUACUGCUUAAUUUAACUAGGGCGUCCAAAAUUGGGUUCGAGAAGUUGAUGAAGGACUAUAAAUUGGAUGCCUUGGUGACACCUGCUCCCAAUAUCGUUUAUGCUAUUUCCGCUGGAGGAUACCCUGGAAUAAAUGUUCCGGCAGGUUAUGACACUGAUGGCACCCCAUACGGCAUUUCAUUCGGAGGGCUAAAAGGAUCGGAAGCAAAGCUGAUAGAGAUUGCAUACGACUUCGAACAAGCCACAAAGAUCAGGAAGCCACCUCCACUUUUAAGAAAUCACAUUAAGACGUACAACUGAGCUGCAUUGGAGAUUAACGUCUUCAACUGCAGUACAACUUGUAAAUUUGUGGAAUC
This is a messenger RNA of Coffea eugenioides, 1610 nucleotides long. Its product is annotated as probable amidase At4g34880. Lineage: Eukaryota; Viridiplantae; Streptophyta; Magnoliopsida; Gentianales; Rubiaceae. The coding region runs from base 1 to 1554 and encodes 517 amino acids. The record is from RefSeq and is a predicted model, not a curated record. The transcript has 5 exons.